Molecule: messenger RNA, 1118 nt
Organism: Raphanus sativus (radish)
Lineage: Eukaryota; Viridiplantae; Streptophyta; Magnoliopsida; Brassicales; Brassicaceae
Exons: 4
Coding region: 134-913 (259 amino acids)
Source: RefSeq, a predicted model, not a curated record
UGACAUUUUCACAGAUGUUGGACGACUUAGCGGAAAAUCAAAGGACCGUCGACUUACUGAGCAGGAGCGCAGUCAUUUGCAAACAUAUUUGCUCACCAACUGCGAAGAUGUUCUUCAAUAUGAGAGGAUUUUCAUGGCAGAAAAGCGGUUCGAAUAUAGAUACGCUACAGAGGCAGAACUAGAAGAAAUGAAGCAAAAAGAAUUUGCUGGAUGGAUGUUUACUUAUGUGUCUGCUGGUUUGGCCAGAGGUGAAACAUUUGACGAUUGGAUACGCGAGAUGGUGGUUGGACCAAACUAUGUUGUGAAGUCAUAUCCGAGAUUUUGUACUCGAGGAUAUGCAUUCACAACUGAAAAGACGAAACGUUCGCGUACGACCUAUGAUGCUGGCGUUUGUUCUGCAUCGGGAGAUGAUGUAUACUACGGACACAUACAUGAGAUUUUGGAAAUCAAGUAUUUAGGCCUGCUUGGAUUGCGCUGUACUGUUUUCUAUUGUGAUUGGCACGACAUCACUCCAGAUCGAGGUGUGAGAACAGAUGCAUUUGGUGUUACAUCAGUUAAUUCGAGACGAAAGCUGCAAUAUUAUGAUCCUUUCAUUCUUGCUUCUCAGGCCGAUCAGGUUUGUUAUAUCAAGUACCCCCGGAUAAGGAACAGAGAUGAUCCAUGGGUUACUGUUACCAGACUCAACCCGAGAGGCCGAGUUCAGGGGAGUUCUGAGCUGGAAGACCCACUACAACCAAUCACAUCCAGUAACUUAAGUGCAGAAGAAGAUGUAGCAGGAGUUGGCCUUGUAGUAGAUUUCACCGACUUCGCAGAGGAAGCCGUCGUUCACGCACAGGAUGAACCAGUUAUUGGAGAGUUUCACCAAGAUCCAGAUUCAGAUUCAUCUGCUGAUGAUGAGUCGGAAUCAGAGUAGUUUUUUUUUUUUUUUUUUUUUUUUACUAAUCGAGGAAAUUUCGAGGGAAGUUAGGGUUUCCUCGAAAUUUCCUCGGAAUUACCCUUAACGGUUUAGGGGUUUGAUAAAAAUUACCUAGAUCCUCGAAAUUUCCUCGAAAUAUUCCGAGGAAAUUUCGACGACCAAGAUAAUUUUAGGGGUUUGAUUUAAAACACCUUUUUUCGUC